UGUAGACUUCGGUAUGAGCAGGAGCGCACCGCCCGUACUCGUUUAGCAAGUGUAUAUAGCUAUUUAUUUAUUCAGCCAAUUUCACGUCCCCUCCUUCCCCCACCAGCAAUGACCCGCUGGAUUCCUACUAAAAAAGAGAAGUACGGAGUGGCAAUCUACAAUUAUGGUCCCAGUGGUGAGCAGGAGCUGUGUCUACAGGUGGGAGACACGGUGCACAUACUUGAGAAAUUUGAAGGCUGGUAUAGGGGCUACACGCUACGCAACAAAUCACAGAAGGGCAUUUUCCCAGCUUCCUACAUCCACUUAAAGGAGGCUACGGUUGAGGGAAUAGGCCAGCAGGAAAUAAUUAUUCCAGCAGAUCUACCCCUGGUGCAGGAGCUUGGGGCUACUCUGAGGGAAUGGGCACAGAUAUGGCACAAGCUCUUCGUGGCGAACAAGACAACGCUGUUCAGGAGUGUUCAGCAAAUGGCCUACAGCCUCAUCGAAUAUCGAUCUCAGAUAGUGUCAGGAACGCUGCCCAAGGAUGACCUUGUAGAGCUGAAAAAGAAAGUCACAGCAAAGAUUGAUUAUGGAAACCGGAUUCUGGGGUUGGACCUGGUGGUGCGAGAUGAAGCAGGGAACACACUGGAUCCUGACCGGACCAGUACGGUCAGUCUGUUCCGGGCUCACGAGACCGCGUCCCGCAGUGUUGAUGACAGGAUACAAGAAGAGAAGACGCGGCUACAAAACCUGGAAAUGAGGCGUCAGACCCUGUUCAGCACAGUACACACCUACAGUCUACUCAUGAACCUGAAGAACUUUGUUUGCAACAUUGGAGAAGAUGCUGAGCUGCUCAUGUCCCUGUAUGACCCCGACCAGUCUGAAUUCAUCAGUGAGAACUUCCUGGUGCGCUGGGACAGUAUGGGGAUGCCUAAAGAAAUUGAAAAACUCAACAACCUGCCAGCGCUAUUCACGGACCUGAGCAGCAGUGAUUUAAUGAGGCAGCGACUCUUCCUGGUGUGUCAGAUCAUCCGAGUGGGCAGCAUGGAGCUCAAAGAGGGCAAGAAACACACCGGCGGACUGAGGAGACCGUUUGGUGUGGCUGUGAUGGACAUUACAGAUGUUGCCCAUGGCAAAAUAGACGACGAGGACAAACAGCAUUUCAUUCCCUUUCAGCAGAUAGCUAUGGAAACCUACAUCCGUCAGAGGCAGCUCAUCAUGUCUCCGCUCAUGCCAUCUCGAGUCAUUGCAGAGAAUGAGCCGCUGACUGCUGUCUUCAACAAAGUCAUUGCCACGCGGGAGGUCAAUCACAAAGGCCAGGGGUUGUUUGUGACCCUGAAGCUCCUCCCGGGGGAUCUUGCCCAAGUCAGGAAAGACUACCCCCACUUUGUGGACCGCAGCACGGCUAUCGUCGGGAAAAUGGGCUUUCCAGAAAUCAUCCUCCCAGGAAACGUUAGGAAUGAUUUUUACGUAACCCUGCUGCAGGGAGAAUUUGACCGUGGUAAAAAGAAGACCCCAAAAAAUGUGGAGGUCACACUGAGUGUGCACGAUGAUGAAGGCAAUCCCAUGGAGAAAGCCAUAUUUCCUGGGGCCGGUUAUGAUGGCAUCACAGAGUACAAGUCCGUCAUCUACUACCAGGUGAAGCAGCCUUGCUGGAAUGAAACAGUGAAGGUGACAAUUCCCAUUGAAGACGUGUGCCGCUGUCACCUCAGAGUGAUGUUUCGACACAGAUCAUCCCAGGACUCCAGGGACAAAUCAGAGAAGAGCUUUGGUAUGGCCUUUGUGCGGCUCAUGAGAGGGGAUGGGACCACACUAAAAGAUGGCAAGCAUGAACUUAUCGUCUACAAGGUUGAUGUGAAAAAAGCUGAGGAUGCAAAGGUUUAUCUCACCUUGCCAGCAACCUGGGAUGAAGUGGAGGAAAAGGAGAAGCAAACAGGGAAGCAGUUCCACCAUUCAGGAGUGAUUCCUGUGACUAAAGACAGCUUCCAGAUUGCAACGCUCACCUGCUCCACUAAACUCACUCAGAACGUGGAUCUACUUGGCCUGUUAAACUGGAGGUCUAACCCUGAAGAUCUGGACCAGAUCCUGCAGAGACUGAUGGAAGUCGAGGGUGGGGAGAUUGUAAAAUUUCUCCAGGACACUCUUGAUGCCCUGUUCAACAUCAUGAUGGAGACCUCAGAAAAGGACACCUAUGAUACUCUGGUCUUCAAUGCCUUGGUAUUUAUAAUCACACUUAUUGGCGACAUAAAAUUCCAGCACUUCAACCCAGUCCUGGAAACCUACAUCAACAAGCACUUCAGUGCCACUUUGGCUUACAUGAAGCUAACUGGGGUGCUUAACUACUAUGUGGCCAAUGCCGAGGAGCCCGACCUGACUGAGAGGCUCUAUGUGGCACUCAAAGGUCUGAAGUACCUGUUCAGAUUUAUUGUACAGUCCCGGGUCCUGUAUCACAGAUUCUAUGGGAACAGUGAAGAUGGCGACGCUUUCUUCAACUCCAUUCGCACCCUCUUCUUGUCAUUCAACCAUCUUAUGGACAGACCGCUUGAUGAGGGAGUGAAGAUAAAGGGGGCAAUACUGAAAUACCUCCCCAGCAUCAUUAAUGACAUCCAGACUGUGUUUGAUCCCGUGGAGCUCAGCGUUCUCCUAGCGAAGUUCAUUGAGAGCAUUCCCGACUCUCAGCUUGUGCGUCAGAAGCUGGGCUGCAUGUGUAAAAUGGUGGAGAGUGACCUUUUCAGGCAGCCAGAUUGUCGAGACGUGCUUCUGCCACUUGUUACUGACCAGCUGAGUGGGCAGCUGGAUGACCACUCUAGUAAACCUGACCAUGAGGCCUGUGUCCAACUGCUCAGCACAGUGUUGGACAACCUGGACCGCAAGGACGUGGGUCCAACCAGAGGGCACGUUCAGCUGAUAAUGGAGCGGCUUCUUCGCAGGGUUAAUCGCACUGUCAUCAGCAUGGACAGAUCUUCCCCUCUCAUAGGCCACUAUCUUGCCUGCAUGACGGCCAUCCUGAAGCAAAUGGACGACAUGCAUUACGCCCAUUACAUCAGCACCUUCAAGACAAGACAGGAUAUCAUUGACUUUCUCAUGGAGACAUUCAUCAUGUUUAAGGACCUCAUGGGAAACGUCUUCCCCUCUGACUGGAUGAUCAUGAACCUGGUGCAGAUGCAGGUCUUUCUGAGGGCCAUCAACCAGUACUCGGACGUCCUCAACAUGUAUUUUCUGGACCAGGCGCAUUUUGAACUACAGCUGUGGAAUAACUACUUUCAUUUGACCGUGGCGUUCCUCACCCACAAGACACUGCAGCUGGAAUCCUUCUCUCAAGAGAAACGAAAUAAGAUACUGAACAAAUAUGGAGACAUGAGGAAGUCUAUUGGAUUUAAGAUCAGAGAUAUGUGGUACAAUCUCGGCCCCCACAAAAUGAAGUUCAUCCCUGCCAUGGUCGGGCCCAUUCUGGAGGUCACACUGGUGCCUCAGCCUGAACUGAGGAAAGCUACCAUCCCCAUCUUCUUUGAUAUGAUGCAGUGUGAGCACAACUUCAGCCCCGGACGAACAUUUGAAACGUUUGAGAACGAACUGAUAACAAAAUUGGAUCAAGAGGUAGAAGGAGGCCAAGGGGAUGAGCAGUACAAAGUCCUGCUGGAGAAAACGUUACUGGAGCACUGCAGACGCCACAGAUACCUGUCACAGUCAGGAGAGGAGCUGGCUCUGCUGCUGAGCAGCCUGCUGGAGAAUCUCCUGGCAUACCGCACCAUCACACAUGAUGAAAGUCCGGAGCACCGCAUGAGCUGCACCGUCAAUGUGCUGAAUUUCUACAAGGAAAAGAAGAGAGAGGACAUUUAUAUCCGGUACUUAUACAAGCUGCGAGAUCUGCACCUGGACUGUGAGAACUACACAGAGGCAGCCUACACUCUGCUGCUGCAUGCUGAAUUACUGGAGUGGUCUGACAAACCAUGCGCACCCCAUCUGAUACCUCGAGAUGGGGAGCAUGUGUGGACCCAACAGGAGCUGAAGGAGAGGCUCUUCCAGGAGAUCAUAUGUUACUUGGACAAGGGCAAGAUGUGGGAGAAGGCCAUUGAGCUGGGCAAGCAGCUGGCCAAGAUGCAUGAGGGCCACAUGUUUGACUUCAUGGAGCUCAGCCAACUGCUGAAAAAACAAGCCCAGUUCUAUGAAAAUAUAAUGCAUGCGAUGCGGCCGCAGCCAGAAUACUUUGCUGUAGGAUAUUAUGGCCUUGGAUUCCCUUCUUUCCUCAGGAACAAGGUGUUCAUCUACCGAGGCAAAGAGUACGAGUGGCUUGAAGACUUCAGUUUAAAGCUGCUCUCUCAGUUUCCAAACGCAGUCCGGAUGACCAGCACAGCCCCCCCUGGAGACAACAUCAGUAACUCCCCUGGACAGUACAUCCAGUGCUUUACUGUCAAGCCUGUUCUCACUGUGCCCCACCAGUUUAAAGACAAGGGGGUUCCAGAGCAGAUAUUAAAGUGCGUAACAGAACACUUAUAUGCUGAUUUAUUUUCUCGUGAAUACCCUGGGAUUUAUAGUUCUCUGGUCAAACCACUUACUCAUUGCUGUCCUUCCCUGUUCUCUUGCAGCUAUUACAGAACCAAUGAAGUGGAUCAGUUCCAGUAUUCCAGGCCCUUCAGGAAAGGUGAAAAGGACCCGGACAAUGAGUUUGCAACCAUGUGGAUUGAGAGAACAACUUACAUUACCGCCUAUCACUUCCCAGGGAUUCUGAAAUGGUUUGAAGUCAAAUCUGUCUCAGUGGAGGAGAUCAGUCCUUUGGAGAACGCCAUAGAAACAAUGGAGAUGGCCAAUGAAAAGCUGAGUAACCUCGUGCAGCAGCAAGCCUGCGAUCGCUCGCUGUCCAUCAACCCACUGUCCAUGAUGCUCAGUGGCAUUGUUGACCCAGCUGUCAUGGGCGGCUUCUCCAACUAUGAGAAGGCAUUCUUCACAGACGCCUACAUCCAAGCACACCCAGAGGACCAUGAGCACAUUGAGGUCCUUAAACACCUCAUCGCUCUGCAGAUCCCUCUCUUGGCAGAUGGGAUUCGCAUCCACGGGGAGAAGGCGACAGAACAGCUGAAGCCCUUACACAACCGUCUGGUUACUUGCUUCCAAGACCUUCGGGAAAAAGUGGAGAAGCAUUAUGGCGUCAUAACCUUGCCUUGCUCUCUCACUGAGAAGAAGAAGAGUCGCGUGGGCUCGGUGGUGAUGCCCUACAUCCUGUCCUCCACCCUGCGCCGCAUGUCCACUGUCUCAACCCUCUCCAAUGCAUCCUCGGGCCUCUCCAGCGGCUCUGCAUCUUCAGAUGGACCCUCCUGCAUUUCCUCCCAAGACAGUUCCUUGUUGUCCCGUCCCAGUGAUCGCAGGGCCUCUGUUCUGUCCCGCUCAGAGGAGGACAACAGGAUUGCUAGAAAGAACAGGAAGGAGUGGAGUGUGAGCAAAUCCCAGGUCUUACUGGAGAGGCAGCCCGAUGCAGAUGAGACGCCUCCAGAGAAGCAGCAGAGGCCCAAGAGUUUACAAUUAGGAGACCGACGACUUACCCUCUCCCUGUUCCAGGGUGUUUCAUCCCAGCUCAGCCUGUCUAACCCUCUCAGCCCGCUGCCUGCCUCUCCACACACACCACGCAGCUCCAGUUAUUCAUCGCUUCUCAGUGACAAUGAUGCCAAUGCCAUUGACACCCCAGGGACCCCCCCACCCAUGCCUCCGAAGAAACACCCGCACGAGAUUGACAUCCCCAGAUUCUCUUCAGAGUUCACUCCUCCACUGCCAAUGAAAACUGAGAGCAAGCCCCCUCCACCGCCUCCGAAAACACGGAAGUCUAUGUUCCCCUCGUAUGAUCACACCCCCCAGUAAGGCUACACCUACGCACAGGCCUUAACGUUGCGCUAAUUCUCUGAUCUGGCUGUGAUGAAAGUGCUGUUUCAUUUGUGGCAUUGUUGAAAUGCCACAGUAGGGUAUAGAUGCAGGGCCAUCUACGUGGGAUGUAUACAAAGAUUUUCAGCAGAAAAAAGUUCUUUCUGAUGUAAGUCAGUAAUAAUUUCUCACAGUCCUUUGUUCUCAAGUUUUAUCAGUUUUGUUUUUAAGCCGCAGGGAAGGAUAUGCAUGGGGUUGUUGACAUAAUAGUGUGCUGUUGCACAAAAACGGAACAGUGAUUUUGGGUGCAUAAGGUCACUACAGCCUUGGAAUCAGUGUGCUUUUUAAGAGGUAAUGAAACAGUAAUUAGAUGCUUUUGUUCUUGAAGAAAAGUCACUAUGGUGUUUUUAUCACUUGCAGGGAAAAGGAAUGACCAAUGUUGCAAUGUAAUAUUUUGUUUUUAUGUGUUGGAGUGACACUGGAUGAAUUCCCCCUCCCCUCCCCCCCAUCUCCCUUGCUGUUUACUGGCAUUCCACAUUUGAACAGGAACAAGCUGCAUUAGACACAUGUCAAACUUGAUCAAGAGCAGGGAAUACAGUGUACAGAAUGUAUUUGGAAGUGUAGUUAUUUUGUGUGUGAUGAUGGUGUUGAAUAAUAUUAUGCUCACACCCAAUUUCUCUAAACCGUGAUGUUUCAGAAACACUGGAUGGCAUUAUUGAAUGUGGUACGGAUUAUGCAUUCGUUCUGAUGUUUAUGAUGAACUGAAUACUGUAACUGAUGCUUCCAAACGGCAUCACAUUGAUGUUGAUGUUCGGCGGAAGUAUGGUUUUCCUUAAAGGAAUAGUUCCACAUUUUGGGAAAAAUCCUUACUUGCUCUCUUGCCGAGAGUUAGGUGCGAAAAUAGAUACCGCUCAUGUCUGUUUUUGAUAAGCACAUAGCUGGAGCCAGCAGCAGCUUAGGUUAGAUUAGCAUAAAGACUGGAAACAGGGGGAAGCAGCUUGCCUGGCUAGAAAUAGUUCAGAGGAACCCCCCCCUCAAAAACAAAUAAACAGAACUUGGUGUUUUUACACCUCAAAUUAAACAAAUGAAAAAUGACGCACUCAUUUGUGAACUUUAUUGGCACUGGCAGAUGGAUUUUGUUUCAGUAUUCAUGCUAAGCUAAGCUUACUGGCUGUCUGGCUCCAGCUACAUGUUUACUGUACAGACAUUGGUAUCAUAGGUAUCAAUCUACACCUAUAACUCAGGGCAAGGGAGUAGACAUCUCCCAAAAUUUUGAACUGCUCCUUUAAAGAACACUAACCGCUGUAUGGUACAAGCAUAAAUACCUUUGAAGUUCACUUUAGUUUUAUAUUUCAGGUGUUGGUAGAUUUUCUUUCUUUUUUUUAUCAGUUCAUUGUUGAAAUUUAAAUUAUUGCUAUUCACUGAAUUUUAAUAUUUCCGUUCUUUUGCACACCCAGUGUGUACAGAGAUGGUUUAUUUGUAUGCAGAGUGAUUGGGGUCUAAUUUCAGCAUAUCACUCUAAAGUGCACUGUUUAAAUUUUUUUUUUUAAGUUGAUGUGCCUUCAGAGUGCUAAAUCUGUGCACGUAAGCUGUUUUGAAAAUGAUCAAGUUGAAUUCACAAUUCAGUUGUCAGUGUUUUAGUUAUAUUUUUAGAUUUUAAAUUGUUUUACAAGGGAUUAACUUUUUUGUACAGUACACGUUUCCUAAUCAAAGAAACUUUAUACAAACAGUGCCUCAAGAGAUAUAUAAUGAUUUUUUUUUUUUAAUGAACAAACUAUUGUUGUCUGAACAAAAAUAAAGACCUGAGUCUUUGCUUUGU
Messenger RNA from Toxotes jaculatrix (banded archerfish), 7648 nucleotides. RefSeq names its product dedicator of cytokinesis 5 (gene dock5). Gene Ontology annotation, cellular component: cytoplasm; plasma membrane. The record is from RefSeq and is a predicted model, not a curated record. Gene Ontology annotation, biological process: small GTPase-mediated signal transduction; cell migration. NCBI's taxonomy places the organism in Eukaryota, Metazoa, Chordata, Actinopteri, Toxotidae. Gene Ontology annotation, molecular function: guanyl-nucleotide exchange factor activity; small GTPase binding. Bases 109 to 5829 code for a protein of 1906 amino acids. The transcript is spliced from 50 exons.